Molecule: messenger RNA, 2431 nt
Organism: Hypanus sabinus (Atlantic stingray)
Lineage: Eukaryota; Metazoa; Chordata; Chondrichthyes; Myliobatiformes; Dasyatidae
Product: general transcription factor II-I repeat domain-containing protein 2-like
Exons: 2
Coding region: 478-2412 (644 amino acids)
Source: RefSeq, a predicted model, not a curated record
CUGCGGCUCCCGAGCCAUUUGUGGCUCUUUCACCUCUGUGCUGCGGCUCCCUGUGGCUUUGGGAAAUAAUUGGUCAGUAUUUAAUUAAAAUGUAUUUUAUGUUAGUUUGUUAGCUUUUGAAAUGUAAUUCUAAAUUUGAAGAUUAUGGUGAUCUUGUACAAUCUAAGUGUGGCGACACAUUUCCUGGCACAUCCGAAACGGCUCACAAUUAGCCAGCAUUCCAGCUAAGGGAGAUAGCCUACGGGGGUUUGUGAGUACGCGUCUUUUGCAGCAUCUGCGUCCAUGGGGGCUGGGUUGAGGGAGGCUUAAAAGCAAGGCUGUUUAGUUCGAAUAAAGUUAUUCGACUGCAGUUUACUGACUGCGUGAGCACACCGCUACAACGUGUUUUUAUCGCUAUUAAUAUACGUCACCACUGCCAAUACCUGACACCCGCCAGUGCGCGAUUUCUUUAAUUUUUCGAUCCAAGGUAAGCCAACUAUGGAGAAUUCUAAAAAAAGAAAAGUGACUGAAGAAAACAGAACGUUUAAUGAUACGUGGACAGAUUCAUUUGCUUUCACUGUUGACGAGACUGGUUUACCGGUAUGCUUAAUAUGCAAUGAGAAACUAGCAAACAACAAAAAGUCAAAUGUCGCAAGGCAUUUCCAGAGUAAACACGCAGCCUUUGCUCAAAAAUAUCCGGAUGGAGAUGAGAGAAAAAAAGCCGUUUCGGAACUGAUGCGGAAGGUUGAUCUGAGCAAAAAUCAUUUCCAGAAAUGGAUGAAGUCUGGAAAAUCAACGACAUACGCCAGUUAUAUUGCCGCUCAGGAAAUAGUCAGGCACGGGAAGCAGUUUACAGAUGGUGAAUAUAUAAAAGAAUCUUUCAUUAAGAUUUCAGAACAUCUAUUCACGGACUUUAAAAACAAGAGUGAAAUUGUGCAGAAAAUCAGGGAUAUGCCCCUCUCUGCAAAGACUGUCAAAGACAGAACCAUAAAAAUGGCAGAAGACAUCACAAGACAGCAAAUUAAAGACAUCAAUUCAGCUGUGGCCUACUCGAUUGCCUGUGACGAGUCUAAAGACAAAGGUGAUAUUGAACAAAUAGCGUUGUUCUGCCGGUAUGUAAACUCUGCCGGGCCACAGGAAGAACUGAUUGAGUUGAUACCUCUAAAAGACCAAACACGGGGGGAGGACAUCUGUGAGGCUGUCUUGAAUUGUUUAAGAGCCAAAGGAAUAAAGACCACCCAUCUGGUGUCAGUAGCUACUGAUGGGGCUCCGAAUAUGACGGGAACGCACAAGGGAUUUGUGGCUUUACUGCAGAAGUCGCUGGACAGAAAGCUGCUGACUUUUCACUGCAUCUUGCACCAAGAGGCACUGUGCGCUCAAACAUUUCCUCCGGAAUGCACAGAAGUAAUGGAUGUUGUCAUUCAGAUUGUCAAUAAAAUAAUGGCAAAAAGUUUAAAUCACCGUCAAUUCCGUUUGUUACUGGACGAGAUGGAAAGCGCAUAUUCUGAUCUCCUGCUGCACAACAAAGUCCGGUGGCUGUCCAAAGGGGAGGUGCUGAAACGCUUUGUCGCGUGUCUGGAAGAAGUGAAAACUUUCCUGGGCAGCAAAGGGCUCACCUUUCCUGAGCUGGAACAGCCAGAGUGGCUGGAAAAGCUACACUUCAUGGUAGACAUGACAGCGCACUUGAACACGCUGAACACAGCUCUUCAGGGGAAAGGACGCACAGCCCUGCACAUGUUGGAGGAUGUUUUGGCAUUCGAGCGCAAGUUGACAGUGCUUGCCAGAGAUUUACAGAAAGGCACUUUGUCUCACUUCCCCAAUUUGAGAGAGUUCAAACAAGGUCACGACAUGAUAAUUUCGGAGUAUUUACAUUCUGCAAUCAUCGCAAUGCAAACAUCGUUUGGGAAACGCUUCUGUGAGUUCAGAGAGGAAAAAAACACAUUAUCCUUCCCGGUCACUCCCUUAAGCAUCGAUCCUUCCCUACUGAAUACGACUGCAUUGGCAGGUGUGAGUCAACCUGAUCUUGAGAUGGAACUGGCCGACAUAGCCGACAAAGACAUAUGGGUGUCCAAGUUUAGACGCUUGACAGCAGACCUUGAAGAUGUUGCCCGUCAGAAGGCCGUUCUUGCUCAGAAUCACAAAUGGAGUGAUAUUGAAAACCUUCCAAAACCGGACAAACUUGUGUUCGAAACAUGGAAUGCUAUGCCCGACAUUUAUGUAAACAUGAAAAAGUAUGCGCUUGGAGUCCUGUCGAUCUUUGGAUCCACAUAUGUAUGUGAGCAGGUGUUCUCCAACAUGAACUUUAUUAAAAACAAACAUCGCGCACGCCUCACAGAUGACAGCUUGCGAUCCUGUGUAAAGAUGAAGGUGACGUCAUACAGCCCUGAUGUGCAGACGCUGUGCGCUGAGGUCCAGGAGCAGAAAUCCCAUUAACCAAGCUGACAGCUGGCUG